Molecule: messenger RNA, 954 nt
Organism: Exophiala spinifera
Lineage: Eukaryota; Fungi; Ascomycota; Eurotiomycetes; Chaetothyriales; Herpotrichiellaceae
Exons: 2
Coding region: 1-954 (317 amino acids)
Cellular component (GO): extracellular region
Source: RefSeq, a predicted model, not a curated record
AUGAAGUUAUCGAUUGCCGCCCUCGCCGCCACCUGCGCCACAUUGACCGCCGCCAGUCCGCUAGACAAACGUGCACUGACCACCACUGUUGUAUGGGAAACCGUCACUGUCACUGUUACCGGCUUUCCUCCCGCCGAGACCGAGACGUCCACCGUUACUCCUGCCGCCGCUGCCGCCACCACCACCGAUGCCAGCGCAUGGUCUGCAUGGUCUUCCAACGACGACUGGAGUACAGACUCAGGUGAUGGAUGGAAAGGCGGAUGGGGAGGUGGAUGGGGUAGUGGAUGGGGAGGUGAAAGUACCAGCAGUGCUGCUUCUGCCGUGGUGACUUUCACUGAGUCUGAACCCCCGUCCUCUCCCACUCCGCCCCCGUCCUCUGCCCCUGCACCUACCUCGAGUGAGGCCCCUCCAAGCUCGUCCAUCUCUUCCUCCAGCCCGCCAAUUUCGACCAGCGUCUCUUCCGACUACCAACAAGGUAUCCUCGACUCUCACAACAUCCAUCGCCGAAACUCAUCUGUCCCCGAUCUCACCUGGAGCGACAACAUGGCAUCCAUUGCAGCUCAAAUCGCAGCCAGUUGUGUCUAUGCCCAUGACACGAGCACCGGUGGAGGUGGCUAUGGCCAAAACAUUGGCGCCGGUGCCGCUCCCUCCGAUGUACCAGGAAUGAUCACCAACGAGAUGUACAACAACGAGAUCAACUGGUAUCCCCUGCCAUAUGGUGUCGAGCCGGACAUGACCAACUUCGAGAAGUGGGGUCACUACUCCCAGAUUGUGUGGAAGUCCACCACCUCUGUUGGAUGUGCCACACAGUACUGCCCCAAUGGUCUGGCCAACACUGGCGGCGGUGUCAGCCCCUACUUCACCGUCUGCAAUUACAGCCCACCUGGAAAUUUUGGCGGCGAGUAUGCAGCAAACGUCCUGCAGCCCCUCGGCGAACCCACAGUGACGCUGUAA